UUUGAUAUAUAUAUAUAAUUGCCAGUUGGAGAUCUUUCUUGGUGGGAGCCUGGGAGGGAAUGGUGAUUUAGCUUUUGAUGAGAAUGGGAAGAGGAUCAUGGGUUUGUACUUUAUCCACUCAGGUGGCUCUCUGCUUUGCUCUUUACCUUGUUCUCAACACGGGACAGUUCCAGAGGUCUCUCUAUGGCGACAUUGAUUCUGUGGGCACGUAUUUCAUCAGUGUUUCAGGGGGUUUUAGGCCUCUUCAAGAACAGAUCCAUCUUCUCAAGCAGAUGGAGAUGGUUGCAAAGAAGAACAGAGCUAAAUAUGUGAUCAACAUUAGUGAACUUGGAGAAGGUGAUCCGCUCAUGCAAAAUGCAACCCAGUAUUACCAGUCACUAGAAGUUCCAUGGUAUACAGUUCAAGCUUUGAAAGGAAAAAGUGGAAAUUACUACCUUAAACACAUUGAAGUCACUCAUGGACGUACCUUAGACCUUAUUGCUAUAGAUACUACAUUAUAUCAGGAUGUUUCAAGCAGUAAGAAAGAUGACCAACUAAAAUGGCUCAUAAACAUACUUGAAGACAGCCAAAGUUAUUGGCACAUUGUUGUGGGUUUUCAUCCAUUGGUAGCCUGUGGUGAAGAUGUUAAGGACAGGAAAAUAGAGAAAAGCUUUGAGCCUUUAAUUCAUACAUUUCUCAAAUAUGGAGUGAAUGCGUAUCUUAGCAGGAAAGCUUGUAAUAACUCUGUCGAUAAAGGUGGUCUUGAUGAUUCGAGCAAUGUAAGUCGUGUCUAUGGACCAGACAUGAUAUCAGCAAAUCAAGAAUUCCUUUACAGCAUGGAAAUAACAAAUGGUUUCCUUCUCCAUAAAGUCACUGAUUUUGAAAUUGUAACCUACUUCGUUACAUCUGAAGGGGAUUUCGUGCGAAAGGUUGCUCUUCAACCACCAAGGGGUAAAGCAAAUAUGUAGUGUUCAUGCUCGUACUGGCUUAGCUCAAUAGUCUAGUCGGCAGUAUUUGGGAGAAGAGACUAAAGUUCGGCGGCAGUGUGGGGAUUAUGCCUCCCUUGUGCGCACAGGCAUUUGGCCUUGUCUGCUGAGCUAUUAAGUCACCGUGAUUUAUACUCUCAAAUGCUCUGUGAAGUGGAGUGUGGAGGGCCUUCUGGGAGAAGGGAAUAUGUAGUGUUCAUUGUUCAGGAAGUGACUCAUUGUCUAUCAUUCUAUUCUUUAAUGCUUUUGCCAUUUAUACUGUGCUCAUUUAUAUCCACAGUUUCCCUUCUUGUCAAUUGAGGCCAUUUUAUUC
Messenger RNA from Ipomoea nil (Japanese morning glory), 1278 nucleotides. RefSeq lists its product as uncharacterized. The coding region runs from base 78 to 947 and encodes 289 amino acids. Lineage: Eukaryota; Viridiplantae; Streptophyta; Magnoliopsida; Solanales; Convolvulaceae. Gene Ontology annotation, molecular function: acid phosphatase activity; ferric iron binding; ferrous iron binding. The transcript is spliced from 9 exons. The record is from RefSeq and is a predicted model, not a curated record.